Molecule: messenger RNA, 2307 nt
Organism: Hordeum vulgare subsp. vulgare (domesticated barley)
Lineage: Eukaryota; Viridiplantae; Streptophyta; Magnoliopsida; Poales; Poaceae
Product: L-type lectin-domain containing receptor kinase SIT2-like
Exons: 1
Coding region: 59-2119 (686 amino acids)
Biological process (GO): protein phosphorylation
Cellular component (GO): plasma membrane
Molecular function (GO): carbohydrate binding; ATP binding; protein kinase activity
Source: RefSeq, a predicted model, not a curated record
AUCCAGGCUAUAAAUACAUCUCACCACACUGCUAGCUCUCCACACAGCUUAAUUAGCCAUGGCCGGAAGCAUGAAGCUAUCUACUCUGCCCAUCCUCCUGCUCCUCAUCACAUGCCUUCCCAGCUCGGCCACCGGCAGCCAGGACCAAGAGAGCUUCCUCUACACCGGCUUCGCCGGCAGCAACAUCACCCUCGACGGCGCGGCAACCAUCACGCCGGCCGGCCUCGUCAAGCUCACCAACGAGUCGUUCCGGAUCAAGGGCCACGCGUUCCACCCGGCGCCGGUGCGCUUCCGCGAGGCCCCCAACGGCACGGUGCGGUCCUUCUCCGUCUCCUUCGUCUUCGGCAUCCUCUCCUCCUUCGGCGACAUACGGGGCCACGGCUUCGCCUUCUUCAUCGCCCCGACCACCGACCUCUCCGCCGCCUUCCCCAUCCAGUUCCUGGGCCUCGUCAACGCCACCAACAACGGCAGCGCGACCAACCACCUCUUCGCCGUCGAGCUCGACACCAUCCAGAACACCGAGUUCGGGGACAUCGACAACAACCAUGUCGGCAUCGACAUCAACAGCCUCAACUCGGUGGAGUCCAACACCGCCGGCUUCUACAACGACGAUAGCAGCAGCAGGGAGGAUGACGGCAUGCUCACAAACAUGUCCCUUAUUGGGUCCGGGCCGAUACAGGUUUGGGUGGAAUACCAUGGGGAAUCCACACGAAUCAACGUCACCUUAGCACCCCUCGGUGUCGCGAAACCGGCGAGGCCAUUGCUCUCAACAGUCUAUGACCUCUCAGGAGUGCUCACAGACCAAGCGUACCUUGGCUUCUCAUCCUCCACUGGUUUAAGCACGGGGCAUCACUAUGUGCUUGGUUGGAGCUUUGGAAUGGGCACCCCUGCUCCAGUCAUAGAUCCCACCAAACUACCCAAGCUGCCUUACCUUGGUCCAAGACCUCAAUCCAAACUCCUAGAGAUUGUUCUGCCGAUUGCUUCUGCGGUCUUUGUGUUGGCUGUCGGCAUCCUAGCUAUCACCAUGGUGAGGAGGCAUAUCAGGUAUAAGGAGGUGCGUGAAGACUGGGAGGUCGAGUACGGCCCUCACCGAUUCUCCUACAAGGAUCUGUUUCGUGCCACCAAAGGGUUUAAGGACAAGAAUCUGAUCGGCGCAGGCGGGUUCGGGAGGGUGUACAAGGGGGUUCUUCCGAAAUCUAAAUCGCAGGUUGCUGUGAAGAGGGUGUCGUACGACUCGAAGCAGGGCGUGAAGGAAUUCGUCGCCGAAGUCGUGAGCAUCGGCCAUCUUCAACACCGUAAUGUCGUGCAGUUGCUUGGAUAUUGCAGGCGCAAAGGUGAGCUCCUCCUGGUCUAUGACUACAUGGAAAAUGGAAGCCUCGACAACCACCUGUAUGGCCAGUUACAAGGAAAGGCUACUUAUUUGGGGUGGCGGCAAAGGUUCCGGAUCAUCAAGGAGAUCGCCUUGGGCUUGCUCUACCUCCAUGAAGACUGGGACAAAGUUGUCCUCCAUCGGGACGUCAAGGCAAGCAACGUGCUUCUCGACAAAAACAUGAAUGGAAGGCUAGGAGAUUUCGGCCUCGCGAGGUUGUACGACCAUGGCACCGACCCGCAGACCACGCAUGUCGUCGGCACCAUAGGAUACCUAGCUCCGGAGCUGGUACACAGAGGUAAAGCAACCACUCUCACCGAUGUAUUUGCCUUUGGCAUCUUCGUUCUUGAGGUUACAUGUGGGCAAAGGCCUAUCAAGGAGGACCCGCAAGGCAACCAGCUCGUCCUGGUCGACUGGGUGCUUCAGAACUGGCACAAGGGGUCACUUGCUGAUGUAGUGGAUGCCAAGCUUCAAGGUGGCUAUGACGCCGGUGAGGCAUGCCUUGCGCUCAAGCUAGGGCUCUUGUGCUCGCACCCAUUUCCUCAAGCAAGGCCCAGCAUGCGGCAAGCUAUGCAGUACCUCGACGGCGACGUGCCGCUCCCGGAGCUUCUGCCGGAACACUUCAGCUUCCACAUGUUGGCCCUGAUGAAGAAUGAAAGCAAAGUUUACUCGUCCGCGAUGCCGUCCUAUCCUUCGCCGAUGAUGACGAGCUUUGGCUCAAUAUCAGACUUCUCAAUACAUGGGAGGUGAUGUGCAAGCAUAUGGCCGCCUUCAAGUCAUGAUGUUGGGUGGUUAUAUAGUGUGUGGUGUAGUUGUACAUGCAUAUAUAUUCUUAAUUAACUGUACUUCCCCUUUUGUAAUGGAAUGGUGUAGUUAAUGAUGUGUGUGUGUGUCCUUAAAAUAAUAAAGCACUUUAUAUACUAUACCAAAUGGUAUUA